Messenger RNA from Symbiodinium natans, 1548 nucleotides. Lineage: Eukaryota; Dinophyceae; Suessiales; Symbiodiniaceae. The record is from the annotation of a GenBank genome assembly.
AUGAUGUUCUGCAUUGGCUUUUUUCCAAGGCUCCGACAUGUCAGAAGGCUGGUCAGUUUCGGAGGCUUGUCGGGACAGAUGAACUAUAGAUGCAAGCCUCUUGCACAAGGCCAGUCGCAUCCACGAUGGACGAGUGUGGGCGUGAGCGACCUGCGGUGUGACGCGCAGGAUGGCAAGGAGAUCCGCUCCUCGGCCCUGGACCUGCCCCUGCGAAAGGGCCAAAGCAAAGAAGCUUUCAAAAGGGCUGCGCUCCAGAGGUUGAUGGACCACGCGGCCAGCAAGGGCGGGCGAUGCAUGUCAACAGAGUACAGGAAUUGCACGACACACGUCCAGUGGGAGUGCAAAUGUGGGCACAGGUGGGAGGCCACGCCGAACAAUGUGCUGAAUCAGGGAAGCUGGUGUCCUCGCUGCGGCAUCAGCAAGCGCAGCCUCAGCUUGCACCAGCUCCAGGAGCACGCGAGGGAACGACGUGGCAGGUGCUUGUGCGACGAUUACCGGAACAAUAAAACCAAGGUCCGCUGGCAGUGCAAGCUGGGACACACCUGGGAGGCCGCAGCGAGCAUGGUUCUGAACCGAGGGACCUGGUGCCCCGAGUGCGCCCACACACAGACAUCACGGUCCAGGCGUACCUUGCAGGACUUGCGGGAGCAUGCCGCUGCCCGCGGCGGCAAGUGCUUGGCUGCCGAAUAUGUUGGCAUCGUGGCGACUGUUCCGUGGCAGUGCGAGAAAGGCCACAUUUGGCUUGCGAGCGCAAACAGUGUGUUGAACGCCAAGACCUGGUGCCCAGCCUGCGCAAAGAAUGUACCGCUGGGAUUGGAGCGACUGCGGAGCCACGCCGCCCGACUUGGUGGACAGUGCCUGGCCAAGGACUACAAGAAUAACAAAACCAAGGUGCAGUGGAAGUGCGGCUCUGGCCAUGCAUGGAGAGCAACUGCGCAGGAUGUCAUGAACCGUGGCAGCUGGUGCCCCGAGUGCCAGAAGAUCGGCCUGGCGCGUCUUCAGGAACACGCAGCAUCGAUGGGUGGGAGGUGCCUGUCCAGGUCGUAUAGCAACGCGCAUGCGCACAUGCUUUGGGAAUGCCAGCUGGGCCACGGGUGGAAAGCGAGUGCCACCAGCAUCCUUCAUGGAAAGACCUGGUGCCCGCAAUGCGCGGGCAGCGCAUGGAAGACGGAAGCUGAGGUCCGAAGCAUUCUGGAAAGCAUCUUCGAUCCCGCCAGGUUUGAGUCGUCCUACCCUGAGUUUCUGGGAGGGUUGCAGCUGGACGGCUACUGUUCCGAGCUAUCUUUGGCUUUCGAGUACCAGGGGGAGCAGCACUUCGAUCCCGACAACUAUUUUCGUUUCGGCGACCCAUCCAGCUUUGAGAGACAGGUGGAGAGGGAUGCCAGGAAGCUCCAUCUUUGCGAAGAGGCCGGCGUGCAUCUUCUGUUGGUGCCGUACUUCGUCAAAGACAAGCGCCUUUUUCUGUUCACGGCUCUGCUUCAAUGGUUCUCCAUCGCUCAGAUCACGGCCCCGAUGUUGCCAGAUGUCGACCGGCCCCAGAGAACUUGA